This is a messenger RNA of Prunus armeniaca (apricot), 1749 nucleotides long. The record is from the annotation of a GenBank genome assembly. Lineage: Eukaryota; Viridiplantae; Streptophyta; Magnoliopsida; Rosales; Rosaceae.
AUGCAGUCGGGCCAGGUUAAGCGGGUCGAGACCACGCCUUUCGAAGGCCAAAAGCCUGGAACCUCUGGUCUCCGCAAGAAGGUGAAAGUUUUUACGCAACCCCAUUACUUGCAAAAUUUUGUUCAGUCAACAUUCAAUGCCCUUCCAGCAGAUAAAGUUAAAGGUGCUAGAAUUGUUGUAUCUGGUGAUGGUCGCUAUUAUUCAAAGGAAGCUAUUCAGAUCAUAAUUAAGAUGGCAGCAGGCAAUGGAGUAAGAAGUGUUUGGGUUGGUCAAAAUGGGUUGCUUUCAACUCCUGCUGUAUCAGCUGUCGUACGUGAAAGAGUUGGUGCUGAUGGAUCAAAGGCAUCAGGAGCAUUUAUACUGACAGCAAGUCACAAUCCAGGUGGCCCAAAUGAGGAUUUUGGGAUUAAAUACAACAUGGAAAAUGGUGGACCUGCUCCAGAGUCGAUCACUGACAAAAUAUAUGAGAACACAACAAAAAUAAAGGAGUAUUUGACAGUCGAGCUACCUGAUGUGGAUAUCGCUAAAGUAGGUGUAACCACCUUUUCAGUGGAUGGAGGAACUUUUGAUGUUGAUGUUUUUGAUUCAGCGAGUGAUUAUGUGAAGUUGAUGAAGUCAAUCUUUGAUUUUGAGUUUAUCCGGAAGCUGCUAUCAUCUCCAAAAUUCACAUUCUGUUAUGACGCACUACAUGGAGUUGCUGGAGCUUAUGCAGAACGUAUUUUUGUGGAAGAGCUUGGUGCAAAAGAAAGCUCAUUAUUAAACUGCGUACCCAAGGAAGACUUUGGAGGAGGGCAUCCAGAUCCUAAUCUGACCUAUGCAAAGGAGUUGGUUGCACGAAUGGGAUUGGGUAAAUCAACUACUCAAGAUGAGCCCCCAGAAUUUGGUGCUGCUGCUGAUGGUGAUGCAGAUCGUAACAUGAUCCUCGGUAAAAGGUUUUUUGUUACCCCAUCGGAUUCUGUAGCCAUCAUUGCUGCAAAUGCAGUUGAAGCCAUACCUUACUUCUCUGCUGGUCUGAAGGGAGUUGCCAGGAGCAUGCCUACAUCUGCUGCCCUUGAUGUUGUAGCCAAACAUUUAAAUUUGAAAUUUUUUGAGGUGCCCACUGGCUGGAAAUUUUUUGGUAAUCUGAUGGAUGCUGGGUUAUGUUCAGUUUGUGGGGAAGAAAGUUUUGGAACAGGUUCGGAUCAUAUACGCGAGAAAGAUGGUAUCUGGGCAGUUUUAGCUUGGUUAUCUAUACUUGCUUAUAAAAAUAAGGAAAAUCUUGGUGGGGAGAAGCUUGUCAGUGUAGAAGACAUAGUUCGUCAGCAUUGGGCUACCUUUGGUCGCCAUUAUUAUACUCGAUAUGACUAUGAGAAUGUGGAUGCAGGUGCAGCAAAGGAACUGAUGGCAUCUUUGGUGAAAUUGCAAUCUUCCCUUUCUGAAGUCAAUCAGAUUGUGAAGGGCAUACGUUCAGAUGUCUCCAGUGUUGUCGACGCUGAUGAAUUUGAAUACAAGGAUCCUGUUGAUGGCUCCAUCUCAAAACACCAGGGCAUUCGGUACUUGUUUGAGGAUGGAUCACGAUUGGUUUUCCGCCUCUCAGGCACUGGCUCAGAAGGUGCCACAAUCCGACUAUACAUUGAGCAGUACGAGAAGGAUCCUUCAAAAAUUGGCAGAGAAUCUCAAGAAGCACUUGGUCCUCUUGUGGAGGUUGCUCUUAAGCUUUCCAAGAUGCAAGAAUUCACUGGUCGAUCUGCCCCUACUGUUAUUACAUAG